UAUGUGUGAAGUUAUUUGAGGAUAAAUCAGAGUAGAGACAAGAAGAUCGGUGAUUCUUUCCCGGCCGAUCAUCUUUUUCCGGCAAUAGUAAAUUUUCCUAUUAUUUGAUAAGCAAACAUGAAUGCAUUAGCUGCGACAAACCGAAACUUUAAGUUGGCGGCUCGACUGUUGGGCCUAGACUCCAAGCUCGAAAAGAGUCUGCUUAUUCCAUUCAGAGAAAUCAAGGUUGAAUGUACAAUACCGAAAGACGAUGGUAGUUUAGUAUCUUACGUCGGCUUCAGGAUUCAACAUGACAAUGCCCGUGGACCCAUGAAAGGAGGAAUCAGAUACCAUCCAGAGGUUGAUCCUGAUGAGGUGAAUGCUUUGGCACAACUGAUGACAUGGAAAACAGCUGUGGCAAAUAUACCGUAUGGUGGGGCAAAAGGAGGAAUAGGAUGUAACCCUGGCGACUUAAGCAUAUCUGAACUAGAACGACUUACUCGAGUUUUCACGCAAAAGAUUCACGACCUCAUUGGAAUCCACAUCGAUGUUCCAGCACCUGAUAUGGGAACCAAUCCUCAGACAAUGGCAUGGAUAUUGGACGAAUAUUCCAAAUUUCAUGGACACUCGCCUGCUGUUGUCACUGGAAAACCUAUUGAUCUUGGUGGAUCGCUGGGUCGUGAUGCUGCUACCGGUAGGGGAGUACUCUUUGCAACGGAAGCCCUUCUUAAUGAUCAUGGAAAAAGUAUUGCUGGCCAACGGUUUGUUAUACAGGGAUUCGGGAAUGUUGGUUCGUGGGCUGCUCAACUCAUUCAUGAAGCUGGUGGGAAGAUUGUAGCAGUCAGUGAUAUAAGUGGAGCAAUAAAGAACAGCAAUGGAAUUGACAUUCCCAGCCUGAUUAAACAUGUUAAGGAACACAAAGGAGUGAAAGGCUUUGAUGGUGCAAACUCGAUAGAGUCUAACUCUAUUUUAGUUGAAGAUUGUGACAUCCUCAUCCCUGCUGCCCUUGGGGGUGUAAUUAACAGGGAAAAUGCAAACGAUAUCAAAGCCAAGUUCAUAAUUGAAGCGGCAAACCAUCCUACUGACCCUGAAGCGGAUGAGAUAUUAUCAAAGAAAGGCGUUGUCAUCCUCCCUGACAUAUUUGCAAAUUCUGGAGGGGUAACAGUUAGUUACUUUGAAUGGGUUCAGAACAUUCAAGGGUUUAUGUGGGAUGAAGCAAAAGUUAACGCAGAGCUAAAGAAUUAUAUUAGUAAAGGUUUCAAAGACGUGAAAGAAAUGUGUAAAACUCACAAUUGUGAUUUACGUAUGGGAGCAUUUACAUUGGGAGUCAACCGUGUUGCUAGAGCUACGGUUCUAAGAGGCUGGGAAGCGUAAGAAGCAGAUAUGAGGCUACUCAAAUAAAACAAUUGGAGGCUUUUAUGGACGAUGCCUGUUGUUUAAGUUUUUUUUUUCAUCUUUUCUUAUGUAUUGGAGUUUAACUUUAAUUUCUUCUCUUUUAACUUCUAUCGAACUAAUUUGGGAAAUGUUUUUCUGGGAGCAAGUUAGGAAGUUAUGAAUAUAUAUUUAAAGCUUGCAGGAAUGUGUUAUGGGAAAUGUAUUUUUCCUUGGAAAUUUGAAAGAAGAAUCUUAAGGACAUUUUCUAACUUA
This is a messenger RNA of Erigeron canadensis, 1626 nucleotides long. Its product is annotated as glutamate dehydrogenase B. Gene Ontology annotation, biological process: L-glutamate catabolic process. The record is from RefSeq and is a predicted model, not a curated record. Gene Ontology annotation, molecular function: L-glutamate dehydrogenase (NAD+) activity. The transcript has 10 exons. NCBI's taxonomy places the organism in Eukaryota, Viridiplantae, Streptophyta, Magnoliopsida, Asterales, Asteraceae. Bases 118 to 1353 code for a protein of 411 amino acids. Gene Ontology annotation, cellular component: mitochondrion.